Molecule: messenger RNA, 13377 nt
Organism: Porites evermanni
Lineage: Eukaryota; Metazoa; Cnidaria; Anthozoa; Scleractinia; Poritidae
Source: the annotation of a GenBank genome assembly
AGAAAACUCUCAUUUCAGCUGUGUUGUCCUUUGAGGGUGCUUAGUUUUCUUUCGUUUAAGGUAAAUUUCAUAGUAGUUUUAUACCUCGGCCGUCCUUGGACGAGUCUUAGCUAUGCGUCGUUUGAAAGUUAAGGUAGUCGGAGAUGGCAACGUGGGUAAAACGUCGUUUCUUGUUCGCUGGUUCCACGAAAACUUCCCAGAUCAAGAUGAAACUCCAUUAUUCCCCGGUCGCGAAAAGAUUUUACCAUCUGUUCAAGAUCCUUUCUUCACAAACAUGACUGUGGACCGAGCUAAUUAUGUACUGACCUUCUGGGACACGAUCAGCGGAGCGGAGUUUCUAAAAUUUCGCCCUAUGGAGUACGAGGAGACUGACGUUUUUCUUGUCUUCUUUGAUCUCUCGAAUCCGACUUCUUUUCAAAAUGUGUCUACUGUGUGGGUUCCCGAAUUAAAGCACUACAUGCCCGGAACCCCGAUUCUGGUCGUUGGGAAUAAGACCGACCUGCGGAAAUCGAGGUGAGGAUGAAAUUUCUUUACCUACUUUUUCUUAAACGCUUCGAAACUGAGAGCAGGCAACGAGCCGUUUAGUUUUCAGUUCAGGUGUUCUUGUUCCAACAUCCGCUUCAAUCGUUUUUUAUUAUUUCCUUGUAAUAACGACUCACUUUUAAUUUUCUUUCUUAACCUAGUCAAACUGCUGCAGGUCACAGUAUAAGGGGUUUUAAUACUUGGCCUGGAGCAAAAUUAUAUUAACAAUCAUAAGCUUCGAAAUUGUGGAUUUCUUGUACCGCCCCAAUCGUGUAACUUACGACUUUUAAUAGCUUGGUUAUGUUAAUCGAAAAUUCAUUAAUGUUUGGUCGCUUGAAUUUAUUGAACUGAAGUUUUAAUAAAGAUUGACGAUACCUUUGAAGAUUGUGCCGGCUUAUCGAGUUGGAGCAGAAGCCACAAAACUUCCGCGUAGAAUUUAGACAGCUAGAAACGUGCGUGUAGGUCUUACUAAUGUUUUUCUCGGGGAAAUAAGCUAAACAUGCUUAAUGUAAGAAUCACAGGAAAGUCGAUCAUCAAAGCUCUUCGGAUUGGCAAAUGGUCAAUUUAUUUAGUUUGAUGUCUUCUGAGCCAAAUGGGUUUUGUAGGUUAAAUUGUAUUCGUCAAAAUUCGGAGCGAGUUAUAUUUUCAGAGGCCGGUAAAUUUCAUGCCGUCAUUUGCGGCAUAAGCAAACUUUUCACCUUCCAGUUAAUUAUUGUUCGCCAAGAACAAUGAAGAUGCCUACAUUCGCGGCAUGUCUGCGUUCUCAUUUUCCUUCGAAGCUUAAAAACAACUAAAAAUUAAAUAAUAAUGGUUUCUUCCUCUCUACUUUCGUUUUCCGUUGACGUAAGCUUAUUCCCUUGGUUUCGACCGUGAUCAUGUUAAUAAUCAUUUUACCUUGAUAUGUAACCUUCAUUAAUACUUUUAAAGGAAAGUUGUUCUCAUUAAUCUAAAAGAGUUGUGUGGACUAGCUAGGCUUUGCUUUUCUCAAUCCAGCUGCUAAUUUUUCACGCGGCUUAUUAGUUUUCUAAAAACCAUUUAGCCACAUCAAACAGCCCUUGAAUCUUCAGGCAUUUUACGAGCUUUUUUUGUUUAUUUACAUUGUCUGUAGUGUCUACACUUGAAUUGAUUGGGUAUCGCCGACCGUUUAAAAGAAAACUGAAAAUUAUAUAUUUUUUAUGGUUUACAUUUCUUCCAAUUCUGCUUUGAUAGGAUUUUAUAAUUUAGACGUAUUGCUGCCGUAGAAACCAUUCUUUUACGAAAAAAAAUGGCAUGUUUACUUUAAUAACACUGUGUAUUAAUUUCCAUCUCAUGCAAUGUAAGGCACCACGACCAAGGCUGUAGAUAAGUUUGCUGGUUUCAGCUGUAUCGAGUUUCAAAUAAGAUCAAUAUCAGAAAUAUUAAUCCAAAUGACCAGGGAAAAUUCAGCUUUCAAUACAAAACUAAUUGACAUAGAUAAAAAAAAAUAUCAUUCAUUAUUAUUCUGAGUGUUAUUUUUUGGCAAAAUAGCAACUAACACCAUGUAAACUUUGAAUGUACCGAUCAAAAGAAAUCAUUAAAAUGAAUGAAUAGUUUAUCCCAACAAUGAGAUAUUAAAAGAUAAAAUAAUAUCACCACAGGAAAUUACUCCUAAAUGAUAAUAAACGACUGUAAUUAGAACCUUGAUUGUCAACAGCAAAUAAACCGAAUACUAAUAGUGCCAAGUGAAAAAAAUGAUCAGUAAUUUUCUGUUGAUGCUGCAUUAUGCUUUGAAGGAAAUUAUUGUUGACACUUUUACACAUAAGAGAACCUUAGUAAAUAAAAUUCAGAAAAAAUGAUGAUUUCAAUUUGCUCGGUAGCACCAUCUAAGCCUAAUCUCCUGAGUGGGGACAAUAGUAUUAAUAAUGAAAAAUAAAUGGCACAGGGUGAAACUGCUUACAUGAGAGGAUGUCAUUCACAGGUACAAAAGUUUGAACUACAUCUCCUGUCUCCAAAGUGAGAGAGUUUGAAUUGAUAAUAAUCAGGUCACACUCAACAGAUUUAGAAGUUGCCGAAACCUUUGCACAUCAUGAUGAAAAUACUAAGUUGUCUCUAUAGGUGUAUUACCUUUCAUUUAAAAUUUACUAAAUACAGGGUUGCCAUAGUCAGGGAAAAGUCAGUGAAAAAUGAAAAUUUUUCAAGGUCAGGGAAAAGUUAGGGAAUUUUUUAAAUAGUCAGGGAAAAUCUUUGAUAUUGUCAAAAUCAGUGAAAGGUCAGGGAAUUCUGUUUUCUUGUUUAUAGUUCAUAAAUUGUCUUCAAGAUUUUGAAUUGUAUUGUCUUUCGGAAAAGAUGAAAAGUAUGCUGCAAAGCAAGGAAAGCGAUCAAUUUAACACUCUACGUCUGACACAUGUUGUAGUUGUGGUCAGUGGUUUUCAUUGUGGAUGCUUUCUUCCAAAUUCCUUCUUCUUCUUUCUGCAAAAAGCGGAAAGAGGUUAAAAAUGAAGAGAAAACUGUUUAUCAUGCUGUACAAGGUGGUUCUAGCUUUGGAGUCUUUGAGUUAAAAUGCUUAAGUGUGACCAUUCAAAUGAAACUUUCCUAUGGUGAUGCUUAUUAUGCUGUGCAAUGUGGUUCUAGCUUUGGGGUCUGUGAUUAAAAUCCUCAAGUGUGACCAUUCAAAUAAUGCUUCUGCAUGCAGUUCUUUGCUGUGGUGCUGUUUGUUGUGCUACACAAGGUGGUUCUAACUUUUGAGUAUGUGCAUGAAAUCGUAAAGUGUGACCAUUCAAAUGAAAGCUAGUGAGCAGUACUUUGAUGUGAUACUAUUAUAUCAUUAUCUGAUACAAAGUUAAAGCCAGAAUACAAAUAAAAAAAUGAUAAUUAAAAAUGAUGAUUGACAGAGUUCACUACACUUCUGCACACACUCAAAUAUCAUUUUCAUCAUGGCAAAAAAUUCAUUUUGUAAUUUUUUAAAUUUAUUUGAUUUUAUUUUUUUUAGAACUUCAGCUUGUACAGAACAUUACAAAAAUCACUGUUGUACAAAGUUACACACUGUAUUUACUUACGUGUAUGUCUGCAUAAUAAUACAGUAUGUCAAGAAAGUUCAGCCUAGCAGUUUUGAAAUAAUACUUGACCUUUAGUAAUUAAGGCAAAAGGAAAAUGAUAUUGAAGCAAAAUAUGUUUUUAAUUCAUAAAUGUUUAUGAUAAAGAAAGAUAAGAACUUAAUAAAAGUUCUUGUUUUAUUUUUGUAUUCCAUAUUUUAUAUUAAUAUUUUGGAGAUACCGUCAGUAUUUUCUACUAUACUAAUAUUAUUAUUGUUAUUAUUGCAGAGUAGUUUGUAUGAUGCCAGUAUCUCCAAAAUAUUACUAUUAUUACAAAGAUGAUUGUAUAAAAGGACAAGAAUGGCUAUGAGCACAAGAUUUGACUGAAAGUUUUUCUGCUUAUUUCUCAAAAAAAUAGACAGUCACUCUGAAAAGCUUCUUUAUACUUUUGAUUCACCAAAAGAGAUAGCUCUGUUAUGUUAAUUGAAGGAGGUUGAGGUCUCUCGUGAUUGCAAAAUAAUGAAACUACUAAGAUUUGAUAGGUUGUUUUCACCACUACAACAUUCUCGCUAAAACUUGUAGCAGAGUGACAAUGGCUACAACAUUUUCUCACCAAAAUGACAUGACAAUCAUGGGCAAAAGGCUUGGGACACUUUUGCAUUUCGGGGAGUUUUCCAAUAAAAUUCGUACAGGCCCAACCCAUCCCCUCACCCCACAAACAAUGUUGGACGCAUGAAUCCAGAAUUUUCUCUGAGUUUCAACUUUGUAUAGGGUGGGGGGAGGGAGAACUGUAAGAAAAUUGCGAAAAGGAUGGCACACUGUUUUAUGAGGGAACCGAGAAUGACAGAAAAAUACAAAUAUUGCAUUACUGUCCCAAUGACUUUUGUCCAUGAUUGCAGUUCAUGUGUAAACACUACUUAGUAUUGAGAAAAUCUCAUACUUGUAGUCAUUCUCGUCUUAGUAUCUAAAGCCGGUCUCUAAUAACUGUCAGCCUUGUACCUGCUAGCUACAGGUUGCCCUAGGGGUAGGCUGUGUAAAACAGACUUUCUUUGCACACUGUGUUCAUGCUUGUUUUUGUUUCGUCAUCAGCAGUGCCCCAGAUAGCAUGAUCACUGUGUCAAAAGGCCGUGAAUUAGCAGAAAGACUCGGAACCUGCUACUGUGAAAGCAGUGCUGUUACGGGUGAAGGUGUAUACAGCGUUAUUAACUCUGCUGUGCGAGUAGCAAUUCAGAACCAAGCUCCUGCAAAAACAAGGUUCAAGGUUUUUCAGCGGCAGAAGAAAGCUCCAAAAUUGCUGCGACAUGGACCAGAUCCUCCUGUGCUAUCUCCCCCAGGUUUGUAGAGUUAACUUGUUUUAACCCUCAAUUUUAAGCAUGAUCUCAAAAUUGAGCUUGCCCUGAUACCUACAUUAAUUUUGUACAUCUAUGCAUACUCUAAUAUGGGGUAUAUUUUGUCCUUAAGAAAGCACACUAAGGCCCAUUACUUCACAGUACCCCUCAAAAAGGGCCAUUAACUACAUGGUUGAGGGUGAUUUUGUUUAAUACCUUUGUGGCCUGCAUCCCUGACACAUAAAAAUCUCCAAAGACGCAAAAUAAUAAUAAUUAUUUAUGGCAUGUAUUCAGAUCGAUCUGAAGAUGUGUUUGUGGAAUAUCCUGUUUGUUUGAUUUCUAACUAUAUUUUGAUUUCAUUAUACUUUAAUAAAGAAAUUUUGGAGUCUGGCCUCAGAUUAACUGUCUGGCCCUGGUUGUUCAAACAUUGGAUAGGGCUAUCCACCAGAUAAAUCACUAUCUGGCAGAUAGCGAAAUUGAUUUCCGUAAAACUUAUCUGCUGGAUAGAGAUUUAUCCGGUGGAUAACGCUAUCCAACGUUUGAACAACCAUGGCCUGGUUACAUACAGGCCCAAGUAUUUUCAAUUCAGGAUUCAUCGUUUUUUGAACUGGGACUCAUUGGUUCCAGACUGGGACUCAAAAUAUUUUCACAAGAUGAAUACCCAGGACUCACCAUAACUAUUUGUAACAAAAUCACUGGGUUAAAAUGUUAGUGAAUAAGAUGACUUUGCUUUAAUUUAUUUUUUGAGUUUCUUAGCUUUUCAUGUAUACACAGGAACUUGAAUAUUUCAGGCUUUUAUACAGAUUAUUGCCAAAUGAUCUAAUAGAUGCCCUCUCUCAAAUUAACACCCACUGUCUCUUAAACGCCCCAAGGUUUAAAGUUUGUAUGUGAUGCCCUGUCAAAUAAACACCCUUGCCUAAGAAAUGCCCCCUGUCUAAUAAAAUAAUGCCCCCUGUUUAAUAAAUGCCCCCUGUCUAAUGAACACCCCCUGUCUAAUAAAUGCCCCCUGUUUAAUGAAUGCCCACUGUUUAAUAAACACCCCUUGUGUAAUACAUAUAAAUGUACCCCAUCUAAUAAAUGCCUCCUGUCUAAUAAAUGCCCCCUGUUUAAUAAAUGUCACCUGUUUAUUAAGCACCCCCUGUGCAAUACAUAUAAAUGCUCCCUGUCUAAUAAACACCCUCCAUGAUAGUUGCUCCAAUUUUAAUAAACACCCCCUGUGUAAUACAUAUAAAUGCCACCUGUCUAACAACGUCCAUGAUAGUUGCUCCAAUUUUAAAUGUCUGUUGUCUAUUAAAUGUCCCUGCUUCGGGUCCUAAAUUCCGGAAAUUCCGGGUCAAUGGUGAUGAUGGUACAAAAUUAAUAUGUCUUGUUUCCUCUGCUUUGAGAAAUUGGAUCAGACAGUAAAUCUAAGUAAUUUUGAGUACAAAGAAACAGUGACAGAUGGGAUUUUUUACGGUUAUUGUUAUCAAAUGUUGCUUUUUUAUAUCACCCAUUAAACAGAUCCAAUGCCACCAGUUGAAAUUUUGCCCUCCACCUUCACUGAGGAUAUGAAGAAAAUGCAAAACGACACUAGCCCUGGAAAUUCAGACAUCAGGCUUGUCUUUGGUUCUAAUAGCCAUCCAGUUGAAGCUCAUAAAAUCGUACUCAGUAUAGGUUCUUCUGUGUUUCGUGACUUCUUUUUGAACAAUGGAGACCAAGUUGAACUCAGUCGAUUACUAAGUAAUGCUGAGUCGUGCUCUUGUACUAGCAAAGAAACCAAACAAAGUGGAAAGAAAGGCAAUGUAAAAGAUACUAGCAAUGGAAACCUUCAAAGUCUAGUUCCCGCUCAUCAAAGCUCAGAACGUUCACCAAACCUGGAAAGAAAGGCCAAAGGAAAGACUAAGACAUGCUUACAUUUUAAUAACAGUGUUUCUGGUAAAGCUUUUCAAUACGUGCUAGAGUUUUUGUAUUCUGGCUCACUCAAUAUUCCAGGGGAUGCUGAUGAAUCUCUGUACACCAAGAUCACAAGCUUGUCUCACAGACUGCGCAUUCCUUGGUUAGGACAGAUCUGCGAAAACAUAACAAAUGGGGAAAGCUACCUCAACCCCAGCUUAGUGGCCAUUAUGCAAGAGGAGAGGAACAAAAUUGUCAAGGAGAACUUUGUGAAUCGCCCACAUUUUUCAGAUGUGGUGUUUCAUGUUAAAAACACUGUUUUGUAUGCUCACAGAGCAUUGUUAAUGGCAAGGUCAGAGGUCAUGGCAGCCAUGUUUGGUGGUAGCUUCUGUGAGCGAGAUAGCCAUGAGGUAGGUCUGCAUCAUUGGAAUGCUGUCGAUAAUAGGCCAUUUUUGAAUUUUAAAAUCCAUACUCAGCUCUGGGGCUGAGAGGAAUAAAACAAAACAAAUGAAUUAUUUAUUGCUGAAUCUAAAUGCAUUUUCUUUUGUUUCAUACCCUUUAGCCUUGAUGCUAAGUAUUAAUAAUUCAGAACUACAGCUGUAGUCUACUCUAGCUUAAAAGGGUCCUCUUGUGAGAAAAAAUGUCUUUUCACAUUUUGAGUGAGAAGCCAUUUAUGCCAUGUUAGGCCAUGUUGUUUCAUGUUGGAAUUUUACCCUAACAGAACUUCACAAUACAGUCAAACUCUGUUAAUAUGGACAUCAAGGGGGCCACAGAAAAUGUCCGUAUUAACAGGGUGUUUGUAUUAAGCAGGUUGCAUUUGAACACAAGGUAAGGGCUUUUUUUCCCCAGGGAUAAAGCAAACUGUCCGUAAUGAUGGGAUGUCCAUUUUAAGCAAGUGUCCAGUAAGCGGGGUUUGACUGUGGUGUUGACUGUCGAUAUAACCCGGUUAACUUAAAGGAGCUGUAUCAUGAUCUUUAGGUUCAAAAUAAUACUUACAACCUUAAAAACUCAUUGCAGUCAAAGAUAACCCAACAUUCAGUUUAGCAGUUAACUCUGGUCUAAAAUUACUCUUGUGGAAAGCGAGGCUGAAUUGCCGACUAGGAGAAGCUGAGUGUUCUGGAUCUGAGGUGAGCAGUUUCAGAAAGAUGGGUGGGGGACAGAACAAUGUGGAAGUAAAGGAGACAGGUUGUCUAGGGAAGAUAGAUAUUCUGGAGGAGAUUUGUUACUUUGAGAUGGGUUGUCUGGGGGAAUGGGAGCAGUCUGAUGGGUGAACUUUGAGGGGGAGAUGGACAGUCAAGGAGGCUCUGUGUUCUUGCAGUGGUGUGGGAGAGAUGUUUAGCCAGUGAGGGUGGGAUGGGCGACAUGUAUAUUGGGGGAGAUGAGUAGUCUGGAGGGGGAUGGAUUGUCUAAGGGAGAAAUAUGCGUGACUGACCAAGUUUGAGGUCAAGAUGGCUGGAUAUUGGCUGAAUUCAUUUUUUGUAUAUUUAAGGACUGAGACUAAGUCAAGGUCCAUUAUAAGAAGCCAAAAAAGAACUAAGAUAUUAUCCAGUAGGGUUCAUACAGGUCAUAGAAACCUAAGUCAUGGAAUUAAAGCAGCUCAUUUUCCAGGCAUGGAAAGUCAUGGAAUUUAAUAGUCAGUCCUUGAAAGUCAUGGAAAAUUACAGUUUAUUUUGAUUAGUUACUGCCGGUGAUAAGGCAAGGACAUUGUAAGAUAGAGAGAAGUGAUUGAACAGUGUGAAUGGCAGGCAUUCUGGGGGACACCACAGUUUGCGUCUGUUGAACUGAUUAAGGUCCAAAAAUACCCUAAAACAAGGAAAGUCCUAAAAACUUUUUAAAGUGACAGCUAAAUCUAACGUCUUCGAAAACUUUAAAAGGUCAUGAAAAAAGUAAUGGAAAGUCAUGGAAUUUGUAGAGCUCAAAAGAGUACCAACCUAGUCCAGCUUUCUUGACCAAACAAGCUUGGUCAUUGAGGGAUUUAUUAUAUGGCCUAUAUGAGAACUUAUUUCUUGUGGGACAAAUGCAGGAAAUCCUGAGCAAGGAGUUAGGCCCAUCUUGCCCGUUUGAACACAGAUUUGCCAUAUAAUAAAACAGAAUAGUGUUUGCAUAAUAGGAGUUGCAAAGUGGUCAACCCAAAAGGAAAAUUGCAGAGUCCAAGGAUAUCUUGAACACCAAGCCAGUUGAAUUAGUUGAAUUAGUGUUUACUUUGACUCGCUUAUAUGGUUUUAACUUGAUGUUGCAGGUCACCAUUAAAGGAGCAACUGUAAAGAGCUUCCUGGCUUUGCUGGUGUUCCUGUAUACAGAUGAUGUACCAAGCGACAUGACUAUCAAUGACUACAGAGAGCUGCUUGUGGUGGCUGACAGGUUUUGCCUUCCCCAGCUCAUUUCAGUCUGUGAGUCAGCCAUCACAGAGAAAAUUUAUGCAGAGAUUAGGAAGAAACGUCUGAACUCUGCAAAAUGCAAUGAUGUGAUCAACUUACUUUUGAUAGGGCAGGUAGGGGUUUAAAUAAGCUGUGAUUCAACUGAUGGCAGCAUACAAGAAUUGUUCCCAAACCACACUUAAAUUUCCUUAGAUCCUUGUAAAUUUUAAUCUCUUUCACCUCUUAUCAUGGUAUGUGCCAGUAUACCAGUAAAAGACAGAUUUGACAUGCAUCUUGGUAUUAGUACUCCAGAUUUCAUGUGACAGGGAUGAUCGAAGGUUUUUGGGGGAUCUGAAAUUUUCGAUUCCAGGAUUAUUUUGGGGUAGGAAAAUUUGGCAAGUAUUUUUUGGAUGGCUUGAUUUAUGUACUAGGGAUUUUUUUGGCUAUUCAGAACAAUCUGAAGAUUCGUAUCCUAGCCUUGUUGUUCUGCGGUUAAAGUACAACCAAAUUAAACUUGGUUUCCUUUCUGGAGAUUUUUAAGGGCUCAGAAAUUCGGCUUGUGAUAUUUUGGGAGUUAAAUUUUGGUCCAGGGAUUUUUUGGGGUUUUGAUUUUUUGCCCUCAUUCAAUCAUCCCUGUCACUUGAAAUCAGGAAAACCCCCUCGGGUGAGGGUGGGGAGUGGUGAAGGGCCAAGGUAUAACCUUACUAAGUUGCAUGAAAACAAGUCUAAAAAAAAUUCCUGAUGAGUCAAGGCCAUGCUCUAAGAAAUAUUAAAAGGAGCCCAGUGUUCUGAACUUGUAAAAUCCAGGGUGCGUUAGCAUAGGAUUUCUAGGGAAAAACUAAGACUUCAUAGUUGCCAAAGAACAAAAGUAAGGCACCAUGACCACCAGGCUCUUCCUGUGCCGAUUAGUCCAGGACAACUAGAUUUUCCUGCCAGGCAAGUUCUUUUUCUUGUUCACUUGCCCAAGGGGUAAGAGCCAGACAAGUAAUUUCCUAACUAAAUCAUAAACUAAGGCAUGCAUUCAAAGACCCUCGGCAAGCAUAUUAUGUGGAAAUGGCUGUCCAAAGGACAAGCUGGAAUCCAAUUUUUUUUUGGCCUUGGAAAGGUAUUGCCUUAUUAUUUUUGACUCUGCAUAAUGGUGUGUUCUUUCAAAUGAGCCUUCCAGCUGUCAUCUUCUUUCCUGGACCAUUCUUUCUGACCUUCUCUGACUAUCAUUGUAGGCCCACAAUGCACCUCAGCUCGCACAAUGGUGUUUGUAUGUGAUCACUACAAACUACCCUGAUUUUGAAACCUGUGAAGACUUUGAACUGGUCAAAGGGGACAAUCGCCGGCAUGUUUUAGAGCACCGAUGGCCACCUUUGGCCUACUUGAAAGAGCUAGAAGAAUUCAAGAGGAAGACUGGAAGAGCAUAAAUUCAAGAAUAAAGGAUAAGUUGAAAUAUUUUGCUAGGUCCCAUGAUCCCCAUGCUAAGCCAUAAUCUUUUUUGAUAACUAAAUAUGCAACAAUCUGUGUCGUUACUGAGACCAAAGUUGGUGUUUCCUGUGCUCCAUUAUUGAUGAUCAUUGUUAGACAAAAUGCGUGGGCUUGUGGAGGUGGCACAUGAGCUAAUAACUGCAUUGAGCCAUGUUAGUAAGCCAUAGCCAUGCUUUUAAAGUAAUGGAAAUGAGAGCUGUUUGUUAGAAUCUUUAAGCUUUGCUUUUGCUAAAACAGCAACAAAACAGCACUGGUUAUAGGUGUAGUUGUAAAGUGGACAUUACAGAGAAGACAGGUUCAUAACCAGAUAUUAUCAUGCAAUCUUGAAAAUUAUUUUGUCGUUGUUGCACUACAAUGCGUUACAAAGCAAACUUAUGAUAGUGAAUAACAAAUCAAGAUAUUGUCAGGCCUGAUAUCUCGGAUCUGACAUGGGAUAAAUUUAGGUUUUGGGGAAACUGCGCACCUACCCCUCCCCUUAGCCAACAUUAACACCUAAUUCUCACUUAAAGCAAAAUGGUGGCUAAGGGGUGGGGUAGGUGGGCAGUUUCAAAAAAACCUAAAUUGAUCAGCUCAGACAAAUACAGCGUCUGUGUCAUAUCUGUAUUGUUUCCUUAUCUCUGACCUGCAGCGUAAGAGGUAAAAACCCAUUCUUUCCAAUCGGAGCUAUAUUAGCUUGAAUUCUGUAAAAUAUAGCCAGAAAUUUGAUUGUACAAAGGUUAAAGGUUAAAAAUUAUUUAAUAUUUAAUUUACAGCAUAUUUAGUUAGGACGGCAUUUAAUUAUAAUAAAAUACAUUGUUCCAGAGGAUGUUUAAUCAUGCCCUUUGGUAACACGGAAGUUUCUGUACCAACUUAUCUACUUGUAAGUAUUUUUGUUUCCAGUCAAUUGUUAAAAAAGCAUCAGGCCCCAUUUAUCUAAAACACUUUUUAUUGAAAAUGAUGAAUAUAUGAAUUUUAUGUAUUGAAACCGCCAAAUGAAGAUAUUUUUGCAAAUGUCAAGGUUCCAAUAGUUUUAUCUUUAACUGCAGUGAUCACUUUUGCAUUAAUUUUUUUUCUUCAUUUUGCAGUUCCAAUAUAUGAAAUUCUUCUUUCUUCUUUGCCGGGUAUAUUACGAAUCAAUUCAAUGACCAGCUCCCAGUUUGCAUUCUACCUCAGUUGGUAGAGCACCGCACCAGCAUUGCAGAGGUCAAGAUUUGAAUCCCAGUAAGCCUAAAUGUUUUCAGGCUUGCAUAAGUUGUAUCUUUAACUGCGAGGAUCACUAAAUUGAAAUUUUUCACUAGUCAAAUCUAAUCCCUUUAAAAUUUAUUUUAGUACAAGGUUUGCUUCUGAGUCAACAAAGUAGAGUAUAUUUGAUUCUAAAUUCAUUGCCUGGUCUAAAGUCAUGAAUACAACCUUCAAAAAGCCACAUUGACUAGUUCACAUUAAUUUACAUGGAGAACACUUCAUGGAAGAGGUUAGAACCAAAUGGUUUCAAAAAAAUAAAUUGAUAAACAUUCUGAUAAAAUAGUAAUUAGAUUUAUCUGAUUUCUUGGUAAUCAUAAAUUUCUUGUUUUUCGUGAAGUUAUAAUUCUGGGACAGCAUUAGGUAUGAAGGAAAUAAUUAUUCUUAUCAUGUUACUUAUAAGGAAUAAUUAGGUAUGAAUGAAAUUCUAAUCAUGUUACUUAUAAGGAAUAAUUUUAAUAUUUUUUCAGCGUGAAAUAUUACUCUUGUACUUAGUGUUAGCCUCCCACGCAGGCAUUUUUAGGGGAGCUUGUUUGUGGGGAGGGACAAAAUACGAGAUCUCUUAAAAACGCCUGCAUGGAAUGCAAGCUUAGUGUAUGCUUGGUAAGAAAUUCAUUUCUUGCUUAAAACUCAUAUUCGCCAGUGUAUUUAUUUAUUCAUUUAAUUUUUUUACACAAGCUUUUAGCAGAAGACAUUGUUACUGAAUAUUGAUUCCCCUCAAACAAAAUCAGGGAGGGAGACUUUCUCACCAUUAUUUUUUUUUUAGGGGAGGGGGUGUCUGUACACAGACUAAAUUCUCUUUCAAAAAGUUUUCUGUGAAUUUUGGCAAUGUUGAUAAGUAUUAGGCAAAAUCCAAAAGGUUUCGGCUGUGGAGUUGUGUAAUUUGAAAGGGUUCAGUUCUGCUCUUAUCAGAAAAUGUAAAGCGUUUUCUUGGAUAACUGAAUUGGUGCCUAGAGAAAGUCUCUUUAGUGAUAUGUGAUAUUCUACUAAAUUCUCCUUACAAAUUACCUUGUAUUUUCUUGGGAAGUGAGAGGAGAAUUUUGUUAGAUCAAGACUUGUUUAGAAUUUAUGCUUUCCUUUAGUGGAGAAAGUGACAAUACAAACCUUAGACUCAAUGAAUUUAAUUCUACCAGGUGAGGAUAAUUAAGUAUUAAACUGUAUUCUUUAAUUGGCAGAUGGUUCUAAAAAUAAAAAUUUCAGCAAAAUAAGGCACGCCGUACAUGUAUUUUUAUAUGAACUGUCUAAUUAGAUUUUUUAAUGAAGACUUUAAAAACAUAGGCAAAGAAUUUACCUCAGUAGUGAUAAAUGAUGUCAUAAACUUUGAAUGACAGGUGUCAGUUAUAUUUGUACCCAUAAGAAAAGUUGCAUCUAAUUAGCUAAUCACAUUCAUACUUAAUAAUCUUAGGAUCAAUUAUCAGCUAGCUUUUACAAUUUUUUCUCUCGUCAAGUCCUAGUUUGUCUGAAUAUUAUUAUAAGCUUAAGCUCGCCCGUUGCGAGAUAUGUGAGCAAGGAUACUUAGUCAUAACUUGUACCAUUUCAUCGCUUCUCAACAGCAUUGUUCUAUGUACCUUCCAUACUUUGUAAAAAUCUAACAUUGAAGGCGAAUUAAAAUAAAAA